GGAAAUUCCAUUAUUUGCGCACUUACACACCUGCAACCAUAAACAGCUGGGAUGUGACGCACGGGGGCCUGGCCGGAGAAAAUGCCAGCGCGGGGAGGCCUCGGAGUGCAAUGCAAGGGCUUCGGGUUGCCGCAGGCUCGCCACGCCUGCCGACGCCGUAUCGCCUGCGCAGCUGCUGAGCGCAAGAAGGCCGCCAAUGACCGCGCCCUGGAGCGCUAUCUGCGCAACCGGGUCAAGGAGCUGGGAACCUUUGUGCCGCCGCCUCCGGGCUCCACGGCCGGCUUCGCCGCUGGCGGCCCCCAGCAGCAGCAGCAACAGAUGCUGCCGCCGCCUGACACAGCCGUGCUGCUUGCCUUCCUGCGGCGCCAGCUGGCCGAGGGCAUCUCAAAUGAGGCGGAGCCGCUGCCGCGAACGGAGCUCCUGGAAGCCAGGAGUAAUAGGCGAGAAGGGGAGGCGGCGGAGGGCGCUGCGAAAACACAGGGACGCGGCGGGAAGAAGGCGGUGACUGGGGGCGCGCGUAAGGGUGUGGUCGUGCUGCAGCCGGAGCCGUACCCAGUCGAGCGCCGCACGCUGCCGCUGCCUGGAGACAUCGCGCCGCCGCCCAGCGGACCACCCGCCGCGGCCCUAGCCCCAGCCGCCGCCCCCAGCACACGUCUGGUCCACGUGUUCUGGGACGUGGAGAGCGCGCACCCCGGCGACGACCGCGACCCCCGGCUGGCGGCGGCGGAGCUGCUGCGCCUGGCGAGGCGGCUGGCGGAGCCGUCGCCCGCAGCCAGCGGUGACGGCACUGGUGACGGCGGGGUUAUGACUGUUGGGGCCAGCAGGGGUGGGGCCAGCAGCGGCGUCAGGGGCCGGGUGGUGGGCGCGUACGCGUACGCCAACCGGCCGGGCUGGACGUGGCUGCCCGCGGCCUUCCUCAACGCCUAUGCAGGGACAACCGUCAUCACUGCUGGCGCCAGCGGCAGCAGCGGCAGCGGUGCCGAUGGAGGCGGAAGCGGUGCCACAAGUGACAGCGAGGCUGGGAGUGGGGUUGGUGCUGCCAGCAGCGGCGCCGGUGGUAGGAAUGGUGGCGGGCGGCCCCGGUGUCCGGUGUGUGGGCGGCAGGUGGCGCCCGCUAAAAUGGCGGCGCACAUCAGGCAGCUGCACCCCGAUCAGCCCGCGGCAGAGGCACUGGCGGAGGCUGCCGUGGCGCGACACGCAGCCGCGGCCGCCGGGGACGCCGACGCCGCAAACUAUGCCGCAGCGGCGGAAGCCGAGGCGCUGGCCGCCGGAGGCGGCCCUGCCUCACCUUCGUCCGCACGGCGGAGAGCGGCCGCCGACGGCAGUAACAGCAGCAGAAGCAGCGGCGGCGGCGGCGGCGGCGCCAGCCGCAGCCGCAGCCGUGGCAACCCCAGCUUGGGGGCUGUGGCGGCCUACUACAGCAGUGACGGGCGGCUGUACCGGCCGCCGGCGGGCCACCAGCUGGUGCUCAAGUACGUCUUGGCACGGGAGGGCUUCGAGCCGCGUGUGGUGCAGAACGCAGACGGCGCCGCGGACCGCGCGCUCAAUGGCGGUAUUGACAGGCUGCUGGCGGCGAUGCGGAACGCAGGCAGCCGGGCUGGUGGCAGCGCCCGUGUGCUGAGGAUGGGCGGAGGUGCGGAGGCGGCGGCCGGGGCGGCGGAGGUGACGGUGGUGCUGGUGUCGGGGUCGCGGCGGCACGGCCCCGCGCUUAACAGCUGCCGGCGGCUGGGCGUGCGGACGGUGCUGGUGGCGCCGCGGCGGCUGCUGGCAGCGCUGGAAGCGGAGAGGGAGGAGAAGAGGGAGAAGGAGGCACAGGCAGGGGCAGAGGCGGGAGCAAAGGGCAAGGGAAGGGGCCGGCGCGCAGCAGCAGACGCGGACGGGGCCACCAGCGGCGGUGUUGGGGGCGCGGAUGUGGUGGUGGAGUGGGAGGCGCUGGCGGGCGGCCGCUACAUGCUGCUGUGAUGCGCGUGUGCGCGCUGUGGACCGGGCACACGGUGGUAGGGGUGCUGUGGCGCCCCGCUGUGGAGAUGUGGAACAAACGAACGAGACUGAACAUAAGUUGACGAAACCUUGGUCCCUGGCUGCACUGAGUAAUGUGCAUAGAAAUGCAGAAUCCCGUGGACUCCGUCUC
Chlamydomonas reinhardtii is the source of this 2131-nucleotide messenger RNA. RefSeq lists its product as uncharacterized. The record is from RefSeq and is a predicted model, not a curated record. NCBI's taxonomy places the organism in Eukaryota, Viridiplantae, Chlorophyta, Chlorophyceae, Chlamydomonadales, Chlamydomonadaceae. The coding region runs from base 82 to 1962 and encodes 626 amino acids. The transcript is spliced from 3 exons.